AUGCAGUCACUCAUAGUGUUCCUCAAUAUGGUCUGUCUAUUGGCAUUCCAAGUGAGUGCUGCCACAGACAUGGGACCCGCCGCCUUUCUCUGGCCGCCCGAUCGAGCAUGGGGAGAAGCACAGGAUAACACGGCGCCUUGUGGCUCUUCCGCCGGGGUAACAAAUCGCACAGAAUUCCCACUCACCAAUGGCAAGGUCUCUCUAGUCCUCCAAGAUGAGUCGUACAAUGUCAACUUGGCCAUUUCCUACAACAACGACCCAACAUCAAAUCGGGAUUUCACAACCCUAGUCUCCUCGUCGAAUUUCCCUGAUCUAGAUCCGGGCCACGAAUGCUAUGCUGUGCCGAACCCUCCUUCAAACAUCUCAUCUGGCUCAAAUGCGACUCUUCAACUUUCGUAUCUGUCUACAUUUGACACGGAUAAGAAUAGCACUUUCUAUGCAUGUGCAGAUAUCAGCUACGUCCCUCUUGCUUCAUUCACGACCAAUGUCCCCUGCUUCAAUGUCUCAGAGCCUACUACUUCGGGCUCGAGUAAUAGCUCGGCGAGUUCUGGCUCUUCGCGCUCCUCGGGCUCUUCCUCUGGACUGUCGGGCGGACAAAUUGCGGGUAUCGUGGUUGGAUGUGUCGCUGGUGCCGCGCUUGCUGCCGUUGCGCUGUUUGUCCUGUGGACAAGGUACCAGAGGAAAGUUCAGAGGGAUAAGGUGGUUGCUGUUCGCAUGGGAGACUGGGGAAAUAAGCCGAAGGCUGAUGACACGGGGCCUGGUGGAGUCUGA
Messenger RNA from Penicillium salamii, 771 nucleotides. The record is from the annotation of a GenBank genome assembly. NCBI's taxonomy places the organism in Eukaryota, Fungi, Ascomycota, Eurotiomycetes, Eurotiales, Aspergillaceae.